UCCACAUUAGAUGUGGGAAAUAAGAAAUCUGCGCUGCUAGCUAACAUUUCACAGCUGUUGCCAGCGGGGGUAACGGCCGGAAAAGACGCGCGGUCCCCGGCUACAGGGUAACCGGACUGUCGGGAGAUUUUUUUGCACUUUAAGGAGAAACUUUACGCUGAAGGAUUACUGCUUGUAGCCUUUAGGAAAAAAAAAGAAAAAAAAAAACAUUACUCGACGAACAUGCCCUCGUCUAAAUAGCUGCGGUGGAGGUCGAGGAUGGCCGCGGACGUGGAUAAAAGAACCCCCGAGGAAGAGAGCAAGAUCUGGCCGCAGAAUGGGCACCGGACGCCGGGCUCUGGAUCGUGGAUCUACAGGGGCAUGUGGACCCUGCUGAUGAUCUGCGCCGUCCCUGUUCUCGCUUUUGGGAUCAAAUACUACCAAGAUGCUCAGUUGCUCAAACGUCAUGAAGAGAGUGUUCGAACUCUGGGUGCCGAGGGCCUUUUUCUCUUCUCCUCCUUGGACACCGACCGUGACCUCUAUCUCAGCCCGGAGGAGUUCAAACCCAUUGCAGAGAAACUCACAGGGAUCACACCCCCAGUGGAUAUUGAGGAGGAGGUGAUCCACGACCCCAAUGGGGAGACGUUGACCUUGGAGGCCAAGAUGCAGCCUCUGCGGCUGGACUCCAUGACGAAAAGCAAGGAUGGGUUCCUUGGGGUUUCUCACAGCUCACUGAGUGGACUCCGUUCGUGGAAGAGCCCAGCAGUGCCUUCUUCGUCGUUCUCCUCCGGCCAGUUCAGGGUUUUCCUGCCCCCAAAGAACAAGGGAGAAGUGGGAGACACGUGGUGGGUGAUUCCCAGCGAGCUCAACAUCUUCACCGGAUACCUGCCCAACAAUCGAUACCAUCCUCCCACACCGAAGGGCAAAGAGGUUCUCAUCCACACCUUGUUGAGCAUGUUCCACCCUCGGCCCUUCAUCAAAUCCCGCUUCGCUCCGCAGGGUGCAGUCGCUUGCAUUCGAGCCAGCAACGACUUUUAUUAUGACAUAGUCUUCAGGAUUCAUGCAGAAUUCCAGCUCAACGAUGUUCCAGACUUUCCGUUCUGGUUCACUCCGGGACAGUUCACCGGCAACAUUGUCCUCUCUAAAGACGCGUCUCACGUCCGCCACUUCCACCUGUAUGUCCCCAGUGACAGGUCUCUGAAUGUGGACAUGGAGUGGCUCUACGGAGCCAGCGAGAGCAGCAACAUGGAGGUGGACAUUGGAUACCUGCCACAGUUAGAGCUGCAGUCCACAGGCCCAUCCACCCCGUCCGUCAUUGUGGACGAGCAGGGCAACAUCAUCGACAGUCGAGACGGCAGCGGCGAGCCGAUCCAGUUUGUCUUUGAGGAAAUCCACUGGAGCUCAGAGAUCGGUCAGCAAGAAGCUGCUCGCCGCCUGGAGGUCACCCUCUACCCCUUUAAGAAGGUGUCCUACCUGCCGUUUUCAGAGGCUUUCGAGCGAGCUGGAGCAGAGAAAAAGCUGGUGCAUUCAAUUCUGCUUUGGGGAGCUUUAGAUGACCAGUCCUGCUGAGGUUCGGGGCGAACUCUCCGGGAGACAGUCCUGGAAAGUUCGCCCGUCCUGGCCCUCCUCAACCAGAGCUUCAUAAGCAGCUGGUCUCUGGUCAAAGAGCUGGAGAACAUGCAGGCUGAUGAGCAGAACCCUGCGUUGAGUGAAAAGGCUCGCCUACACCUGGAAAAGUACAAUUUCCCUGUGGAGAUGAUGGUGGCACUGCCCAAUGGAACCAUCGUGCACCACAUCAAUGCCAACUUCUUCUUGGACCAAACGUCCAUGAAACCAGAGGAAGAAGGAGCAACUUUCAGCUUCUCUGGCGGCUUCGAGGAUCCCUCCACAUCCACUUACAUCAGCUUCCUGAAAGAAGGGUUGGAAAGAGCCCAAGAGUACCUCACACAGUAAUGUGUGUGUGUGUGUGUGUGUGUGUGUGUGUGUGUGUGUGUGUGGUACAGCCUGAGACUCUAAACUGGAGGAAAUGAUCAUCAUUCCUUGGGGGAAAGAUCCAAGAUAAGGAAAACCCAACCAACAAUUAUGUAGAGAAGCUUUCUCUUCAGUGUUGGCAGCUGAAAAAACAUUUUUGCCUUUUAUCCUCUUUGCUACUAUUUAUUUGGAUGUAUCUCUUGGUCAAAAAUGAAGUUUUAUAUAAAGUAUUUGUAUCGUGAGUAGAACAUGUACAUGAUCCACAGGGAAACCAUUCUUUCAUUAUGCACAUUUUAAUGAAAUACAAAAGGCCUUGCACACUGAGCAGGAAGUAACACAUUUAGAUCUGCUCUUUCUGCUUGAAGCUGCUGAUUAACGUUGAUAUAAAAUGCAGACAGACGGCCUGCCAAGUCACUCUUGAGCGCAAGUGCCCAUGUCAUUCCGAAGUGCAUCACAACACAGUGUAAUGUUCUAUACUUCUUCUUUUACGUUGUGGUGUUGCAUGUGCAAUAUUACAUGAUUGGGUGUGUUCUCCCGAGGCUGAGUGGAUCCAGAGAUGGGGCUGGUGCUGUUGUCGUCUCCAGUUGUGUCUCAGCAGUUAGUGAAGACUUUGCCUGAAAGCUCUGGCUGAGCUGGGCAACGCCUGAUGUUCUCGCUGAGGCUGCUGGAGGGAAACGCCCAUCUCCGACUCAGAGGACAAAAGCUGCAGGAGGAACUAGACUGGACUGCGGCACAUAAAAUGAUUAAUUCAGUUGUUUUCUUAUAGCUUGAGUUUGUAAGCAUUUUUUUUUGUGUUUAGAGGAAGAUGUGACCACACCAAAGAACUUGUUUUUUUUUUAAAAUAUAUAUAUAUGUAUGCAGAUGAAUUCACUAUAUUGCUUUUCCAUGUUGUUCAUAUUUAAGUAAAUUAGUGGAACAAAACAGUUUUAUCUUUGCAAAAUAGUACACAUGAUAUGCUAUACUGUCGUUGUCUCUCAAGCUUCAGGCAAAUGAUCUAUUUGGUUUUAUCUUUAACUAGACAGCAAGAAAAGAAGACAAUCUGGACCCUCAAUGUAUGUCUCAUUCUUCCCCUUUUCCAAUCAUACAGAGACAAUUUUGUGUCUUCAAUCCUGAUUUCAGUUUUGAGUAUGACACCCAAGAACCCAGGGAUUAAAAAAAAAAAAAAAAACUCACUUGAAUUGGUUACUCUUCAGUUUUGCUGUUUCAAGUCCAUACAAGGUCUUGUCCGUGUGAAGUAUUUGCCUGCUUGGAGCCUUUAGAGGAGAAACACUUAUUCUUUAACCUACCAGUGCCAGUUUUUCCACAAAGUGAAAUAAAACUUGUUUUUUUUAGAAAAAGAA
Messenger RNA from Amphiprion ocellaris (clown anemonefish), 3290 nucleotides. It is a transcript of the gene selenon, whose product is annotated as selenoprotein N. The transcript is spliced from 12 exons. Gene Ontology annotation, cellular component: endoplasmic reticulum membrane. The record is from RefSeq and is a predicted model, not a curated record. Gene Ontology annotation, biological process: calcium ion homeostasis; skeletal muscle fiber development. Lineage: Eukaryota; Metazoa; Chordata; Actinopteri; Pomacentridae.